AUGCAGAGAGUCAUCCAACGGACGACUUCCGCUCGGAAGCAGGCUUUAAAACGAUCCAUCAAAGCCCAAGAACGACAGGAGUUGCUGGACCGCAUUCAGAUCAAGCGUGCGCGGAAGGACUUUGGUGCUGCACUGUCAUCUCAAUUCCAAGAGGCCCGGAAGAAUCGAUGGGAAGAUUGGGAAAAGGGUCCCCUUGCUCCCAUGCGAGACUCCGGCCUUGACCGCACCACGUAUGGUGGCCUGGAGGGCUCCGUUUUGCACCCUCCGCGUCUCCCUAAACACGAACAACGCAGACAUGUCCUCUUCGCCGAAGGUGAUCGUGUCUGUGUCGUUCGCGGACAGGACCAAGGAAAGAUCAAUGUGAUCACUCAGGUCAAUCGCGAGAGCGAAACUGUCCUCAUCAAGGACAUCAACAUGCGCGACGUUAUCAUCCCCGAGUGGGCCAAGGAUAGAAUGGCCCAUCAAAUCGAUACACAACCCCAGUCAUUCCCAGUAUCCUUCAGCGAUAUCCGACACGUCAUUCCGCUGGAAGACACCGAAACCGGGAAGAUGCAACAAGUCAUUGUCAAGCACGCCUAUGCUGCCGGCCCUUACAAUGAGAGAGGCCCACACAGCAAGCUUCCCAGGUACACUCGUUAUGUCUCCGGCCUUGACAUCGAAAUUCCCUGGCCGAUGGAGGAGGAGCCUACUUUCACCGACGGUGAAAUGGAUACAUCCCGAAUGGAAGUCGAGGCUAGCACAUUUGUCGCCUCGCUAGCCGAGCCACCGAUGCCCUCGACUGUGAUUGACGAGCUGCGCAACAAAUACUCCAAAUUCCGUACUCGCCACGACCCCGAAUACCUGAGAGAGAAGAUGACCGAGGACUAUGAAAAGGAGUACAGAAAUACCGUUUCCUUGUCCACACCGCAGACCGAUGCUAUCAAAAUGCGGGCCGCCAAAGCCCUCGAGAGGAGGACUGCAAACCUGGACGCCGAUGGCAAUAUGCAAUUGUCCCAGGAUACUGCCGAUUUCAUCAACAAGUAUCUCCAGAACGGGGGCGUGGUUCAGAAGCAACCAACUAAAGCUUCUCGAAAGGGCAAGGCUACAGCAGGCGCAAAGCACGCCAAAAAGGGCAAUGCGGAGAAGACCUCAGGGGAGGUUGCGCCAGAGGCCAAAAAGGCCGAGGCUCAGGAGACUCAGGCUGAGUCCCAAAACGACAAGGAGACCUCCUGA
This is a messenger RNA of Penicillium olsonii, 1212 nucleotides long. NCBI's taxonomy places the organism in Eukaryota, Fungi, Ascomycota, Eurotiomycetes, Eurotiales, Aspergillaceae. The record is from the annotation of a GenBank genome assembly.